Brienomyrus brachyistius is the source of this 870-nucleotide messenger RNA. Its product is annotated as glutaredoxin domain-containing cysteine-rich protein 2. The record is from RefSeq and is a predicted model, not a curated record. The transcript is spliced from 3 exons. Bases 74 to 814 code for a protein of 246 amino acids. NCBI's taxonomy places the organism in Eukaryota, Metazoa, Chordata, Actinopteri, Osteoglossiformes, Mormyridae. Gene Ontology annotation, biological process: sensory perception of sound.
CUCCGCUCAGCCCCGCUCCAGGUCCACGUCCCACCGACGGACCUCAGGGCAGCCCCUCGCCAACGCCGGUGUCAUGGAGGACCCUCAGAGGAAGCUCAGCCAGAGGUAUGAUGGCAAGCCGCGGAAAGUGCGCUUCAAGAUCGCGUCCUCGUACAGCGGGCGCGUGCUCAAGCACGUCUACGAGGACGGCCAGGAGCUGGACAGCCCGGAGGAGAAGUACCCGCGAAGCUUCAUGCAUGGCAAGGUGCCUCAGCAUCUGGAGGAGGAGCAGCUCUCCAGCUUCCAGGAGGCCCCGGAGGCGCGGCUGGGCUCGUCCCCCGGGCUCACUGCCCAGAGGAUAAACGUCUACAGGGGCAUGACUAGCUACAGACUGGCUACCUGCGGCGGCUCGUCACCAGCGGAUUCCAGAUCCUCCGUGCUGGACUUUGGGAAGAUUAUCAUCUACACCAGUAAUCUGCGAAUCAUCAGGUGCCCUCAGAGGAGGACAGAACUGAUGAAGACCUCUGUCCAGAGACAGGACGAAGAGGGGGAGGAUCCGCACGGGCGAGGAAGAGGAGGGAAGCAUUGCCACGGGUCACGGUGCGAUCACUGGGAGGACGAAGAUGGCCUUGAAACUGCAGAGAAGGAGGAGGCCGUGUGUCCACAGUGCGGGGGCUCGGGCUGCACCCCCUGCUCCCUGUGCCAUGGAAGCAAGCUGUCCAUGCUCGCCAACCGCUUCAACGAGUCCAUCAGAGCCCUGCGCUGCCCGGCGUGCUAUCCGGACGGCCUGCAGCGCUGCCAGUCGUGCUCGGGCCGGCAUGGCGGGGAGCCCUGAGGGCGGGACUUCCUGCGGGGAGUCCGUGUGAACAUAAGCGGACGAAACAGACGCAA